Molecule: messenger RNA, 870 nt
Organism: Limulus polyphemus (Atlantic horseshoe crab)
Lineage: Eukaryota; Metazoa; Arthropoda; Merostomata; Xiphosura; Limulidae
Product: transmembrane protein 214-A-like
Exons: 5
Coding region: 324-848 (174 amino acids)
Source: RefSeq, a predicted model, not a curated record
UGACGAAAUCAAAUUGCAGAUUUAUUGUACGGUAAAGCCUGAAGAAAAAAAAAUCAUCUGUUACACACAGUUAAGAAAAUAAGAAGUAAUAUUUGAACCAAUAUUUGCAUGCCAUAAUUUCAAAAUUAGUGCUCAACUUUAAACUGAAGAUUUUUGAACUCGUGUCAUCUUAUAUUUAUAUUUGCGCUUUCAUGAUUACGUUAAACGAUCGAUGACAGUAAACGUGAAACGAAGUGGAAUGUUAAACUAAAGUUAAAGCGGUAGUUCAAUUAUUUGAGUCGACUAUUUUUCACAGUAGUAAGACAGGAUUUUUACUCCCCACUAUGACAGCAAAGCGGUUUCCAUGGAGAUGGGUGUUAGUGAUUCUGAUAUUUCUUGUUGCUGCUGGACUUUACUAUGACAUUCAUGUGCACGGUUCUUUCCAGAAGUCACAGACAAGAAAGUUUCUGAAGGAUGUUGGUGUUCUAACAAUUUCUCAACAGGCUUGGAGAAGUACGGCAGUUUACUGCAGAAAGAUGUAUAGGUGGGCUCAAAAUAACAUACCCAUGUACUGCAGAAAAGUUUCUACUUUCUUGAACUACUACCUGGAGAUAUUUUGGACAAAGUUUUUUGCCCUCUGUGUGUAUCUGUGGACUAGUACUCAAGGUGUACGAGACUGGCUGAAUGUGAAGAUUCCACCUAUACUUGAAUCGCUGAACAGUAAACUUCCAGUUUACGUGGAGAAAGUCCUAGCUGUGGUGUUGGAGAUGUUAGUAGCAUUGCAAAAGUGUUUAUCGUGGCUUGGAAGCCACUUACUGUAUUACACCUCGAUCAUUGGGAUGUGGUUACAGGAAAAUGUUUUUACGUGAGUAACUUAUUCUUUCAGAAAAC